AUGUUGCCGUCAAGAAUAGAAAAUCUUUUAGUAAUUUUAAUUCUACCUAUAUUAUGUGAGUCUAGCCUACUUGAUAAAUAUUCUAAAUUUGUCAGUGAAAUAGAAACCAUGAUCCCCGAUAUAAACGCAACAGAAAUUAUAAAUAAAUAUUCUCCUCUUCAAAGUCACUUGGCAGAGGAUGGCAAACUCAAUUUUAGUGAACUCGCUGUGAAAUAUGGACAAAAAUGUGAACAGUACUCCGUGACCACCGAGGACAAGUACAUAAUUACACUAUUUAAUAUUCCCGGAAAAGGUCGACCUAUACUUCUAAUGCACGGUAUCAUAGACUCAUCAGAUACAUUCAUUAUAAGAGGAAAUACAUCUCUGGCUAUCACAUUAGCUAAUGCAGGAUAUGACGUAUGGGUUGGGAGUUUUAGAGGAAGUAGAUAUUCUUUAGGCCACGAGAUAUUGAAUGCCGAAGAAGAUAAAGACUACUGGAAUUACAGUUUGUAUGAGUUAGGCAAUUAUGAUUAUAGUGCCUCUAUAGACUGUGUGUUACAGCACACUAAUCAAGAAAAAUUAACAGUUAUCGGACAUUCUCAAGGAACUGCAAGUUUUUUUGUUCUCACAUCGGGAAGACCAGAGUAUAACGACAAAAUCAAUGUUUUUAUUGCUUUAGCUCCCAUAGCAUAUUUAACCCACAUGAGAGGUCUAGGGGCGAUAGGUGUUAAAGUAGCACCUGCCAUAUACACUGCAUUGAAAUUAAAGGGAAUUGUUGCGGUGUUUCAAGAGGAUUCUUCACUAAAAAAGUUUAUAGAGGUUUUGUGCACCCAAAUGGAAAGUUAUGAACUUUGCUUUGAAGGUGCUAUUUUUCCAGCAGCGGGCUAUGAUAGUGAAGAAAUAGAGCCCGAAUUUAUACGUGUAAUCUUUGGUCAUUAUCCAAGUGGAAAUAGUUUAAAGAAUAUAUAUCAUUUAAGCCAAAUUGCAAAUAGGAAUGCAUUUGCUGAUUAUGAUUAUGGAGCAAUAAAAAAUAUAGAAGUUUAUGGGACUCCGACACCACCGAAAUUUGAUCUGUCAAAAGUGACAGCAAAGACGGCUUUGUUGGUUGGUCAAAAUGAUUUUUUAUCCACCGUAGAAGACGUAGAAGCCCUAAAUGCCGAAUUAUCAAACGUAGUGCGGUAUCAAAUAUUGCCUGACAAGAAAUUUAAUCAUCUUGAUUUCGUUUGGGGAAAAUAUGCACAUGAAAAAUUAUAUCCUUAUAUAUUUGAAAUUUUAGAGCAAUAUUCAUAG
This is a messenger RNA of Achroia grisella, 1269 nucleotides long. RefSeq names its product lipase 1-like. NCBI's taxonomy places the organism in Eukaryota, Metazoa, Arthropoda, Insecta, Lepidoptera, Pyralidae. The transcript has a single exon. The record is from RefSeq and is a predicted model, not a curated record. Bases 1 to 1269 code for a protein of 422 amino acids. Gene Ontology annotation, molecular function: hydrolase activity, acting on ester bonds.